AUGGCACCAGUGUGGAUUCUCAUUUUCUUUCUCUAUAUAGUUUCAGCACAAUCUGUACAUUUCGAUGAAACCGUCUCGCUCGUCUCCGCGGAUGUCGGCCAUGCGGUGUCUCUUCAGUGCACACUCGGAGGAGAGUCCAGUGAAGGACUCAUACUCUGGUAUAAGCAGAAGCUUGGAGGAAUCCCUCAGGCGAUCGGGAUGAGCGGACCGUUGAGCGCUGCUAUAAUUUUAUCCCCAUUUAAUAAAACUGCGUUUCAGCUAAACAGAACUAAAAAUCUAAUUUCUCUGAAUAUUCAUGAUGUUAAUAAAGAUGAUGAAGCGAUGUACUUCUGUGGAAGGUCUGAAGUAAAUAUUAUUAAAUUUACCAGUGGAAUAUUUUUAUCUGUAAGAGAUAAACCACAUCUGAACGUCACAGUGUUCCAGAGCGCUAUUCCGAUCUCGGUUCCUGCAGGAGCAUCAGUGACUCUGCAGUGUUCGGUUCUCUCUGAGAGCAGAGCAGCAGAACUCCAAGUGCUCUGGUUCAGAGCUGCUCCAUCACAAUCCCAUCCUCAACUCAUUUACACUCAUCACAACAGCAGCCUUCAGUGUGAGAGCGAAUCUUCUACACACACCUGUGUGUACAACUUGUCCAAGAACAUCUUCAGCCUCAAUGAUACUGGUACUUACUACUGCGCUGUGGCCCUGUGUGGGAAGAUCAUUUUCGGGAACGGGACACGAGUACAGCUGGAAAAGACUGUAAAUGCUUCAUUGAUCAUUCUGACCUUGGCUUUGGGAGUGUGUGCGAUUCUGCUCACGGCUCAAACUAUUUUCGUGUGUAAACGGAAGCAUGAUAAACACCACAGCAAAAGUAUUCAGCGACACACUGUGGCAGAAAAAGUGACCGAUGAGGGACUUGACGUGGAGUUGAAUUAUGCUGCUUUACAUUUCAAUAAGAGGAAAAAUAAAAGUGGGAGGAGGAAAAGCGAUCAACCUCGUGAUAUUGUGUACUCUGAAGUGAAAUUUGUGUCACAAACUAACUCAGCUCUCUAAAUCCUGCCAAUUUCUUGAUUUUUACAUUUAGCUGAAACUGGGUGGAAGAUCUGUCUC
Molecule: messenger RNA, 1086 nt
Organism: Silurus meridionalis
Lineage: Eukaryota; Metazoa; Chordata; Actinopteri; Siluriformes; Siluridae
Exons: 6
Coding region: 1-1029 (342 amino acids)
Biological process (GO): response to bacterium
Source: RefSeq, a predicted model, not a curated record